AUGCCAACAGCAUACAGUCCCGUGUCUGUAGAGACACAAAAACCGCGGGUGUCCUCUCACCUGCUCGUAAAAGCACCCGACACAGCACUAGACCUCUCACGGCAAAAGCGAUACCGUCUAAAGUCCGUCCUUAUGCGCUCCGGGACAUCUAGAGGAUUGUUCCUACAUCGUCAUGAUCUUCCACGAUCACCCUCCGACUGGGACUCUGUUCUGAUCGGUGCAAUGGGAUCUCAAAACAAUGAUCCUCGACAACUCGAAGGUGUCGGUGGCGCUACGUCAACCACAUCUAAAGUGGUCGUGGUUGCGAAAUCAGAUCGGCCAGGCAUCGAUGUUGAGUAUACCUUUGCGCAGGUUACGGUGGGACAGGAAAAGGUUGAUAUGACGGGGAACUGUGGGAAUAUGGCAUCUGGGGUGGCGGCGUUCGCGCUUGAGGAGGGGUUGAUUGUUGCUGCUCCCGGUCAAAUGGAAAUAUCAGUCAGAAUAUUCAAUACAAACACACGAUCCAUGCUGGUCGAGACAAUUCAACUUGACGGAAACGGCCAUUUUCUCGAAGAGGGCGACUAUCGCAUCGGUGGUGUCAAGGGCACAGGCAGCAAAAUCAAGGUGUCCUUCAUCAAACCAGGUGGAUCGAUGACUGGCAAAACAUUCCCAACGGGCAAUAGACAAGAUGAGCUUGUUGUGCGUUCUAGCGGUAGUGGUAGCCCUUUACAAGAGCCAUUCACCGUUAGGGCAACGCUAAUUGAUGUAUCAAAUCCAUUCAUCUUUGUCGAUUCAUCCUCACUGCCGCCAGAAUUUUACGUCGCAGGGCCAGAUUCUGAGGCUUCCUUAGGAAUCAUAGAAGCAAUUCGCUGCGAGGGGUCAGUUAGAUUUGGUUUUGCGAGCGAUAUAGAGGCCGCUAGUUUGAGAAAAGGAACACCGAAAAUAGCAAUAGUUUCGAGCCCUGUCGUAUCAAAUUCGAGUAUCGUCGGCAGGGAUACUCCAGAUAUUUCUGUCCUCGCAUACAGCAUGGGCAAAGUUCAUCCCAGCGUACAGCUGACGGGUGCCGUAUGCUUAGGGGCAGCGGCUACUAUUCCAGGCACUGUUGUGGAAAGACUGAAGAUGAGAAAAUCACGCGUUGGUUCUUUGGAUCAAAUGGAAACACCACAGGUGCAACCUUUCGAUGGCAAAAACAGCGAUUGUAUUGUGAUCGGGCACAAUAGCGGUACUAUAGAUGUUGAUGUUAAGGUGACAGAAGAUAGCGAUGUCGAAAGUGUCACUGUUUUUCGCACAGCUCGAAAGGUAUUUGAGGGGACGAUCUUUGUUUCCGCUUGA
This is a messenger RNA of Talaromyces amestolkiae, 1311 nucleotides long. RefSeq lists its product as uncharacterized. Lineage: Eukaryota; Fungi; Ascomycota; Eurotiomycetes; Eurotiales; Trichocomaceae. The record is from RefSeq and is a predicted model, not a curated record. Bases 1 to 1311 code for a protein of 436 amino acids. The transcript has 2 exons.